AGUGGAGUAGUUAGUGUCCCGGGCGGGUAGGUGGAGCAGUGAUGGCGGCCACUGACAUGAUGACAGAAGGUGACGUCUCUCCUACAGACGGUGACCAGGAAAGGGAGAAAGCAUUAUAUACCCUUAAAGUUUUAAGUGCUGUGAGAGAUGCUCAACUUACUCAUGGACUGCGACACAGUGACUACCAGCUGUACCGGCAGUACUGUAGUAGGCGGAUACGACGGUUACGCAAAAACCUGGACUUCAUCCAGGGCGAUAAAAAGAACUUCCAUAAAAAGCUUGUGACGGUGGAUGUGGUAAAAGAUGAGAGGUGAGGUUUCUAUAUCCCUCUUAUGACAAUAGAACGGUAUUGGGCGUACGCAAUGCAGUUAAAAGAGGAGAGUCAACAAGACCCUCGGAAAAAGUUUUCCAUGCGUAACAAACUUCGGAAUGCAGCCAAAUACGUUGCAAGUUUUGAAAAACUAGUGGAGGAGAGUGGGGUGUGUGAUGCCAGGACACAGCUGGAGGUACAGGGAUACUCAGCCUGGUUACAGGGGACAGUUUUAUUUGAACUGGCAGACUGGACACAUGAGUGGGCUAAGCCGGUGGAAUUCUUCAAUAAGGCUUUGGCCAUCUAUAGCAAGUUGAAAGAUGCCGUGUCAGAGGAGGAGGCGGAGGUGUACGGUGGUCGUCUGCAGGAGCUGGAGGUGAAGCUGAGGUUCUGCCGUCAUCAUCUGGGAGACCGAUCAGCCACAGAUACUCUUCUGGCCAUGCGUGGAAAUGAAGCCUUUGGUGACAAACUAGACAACUUGCUCGCUUCAGCCAGAGAGAGACAGGCAGCCACCCUGAGUGAAGUAACAUGGAAGGGCCGCACUUUAGCUGUAAAACAUGAGAAAGUCCGUCUGUUCUUGCUCAAUGAGGGUUUGAUUCAUGAAGAAUUAGAGAAAAUAAGCAACUUGAAUGAAUUUAUGAAUGUUGUUUCUCUUCAGACAUUUAAGCCCAGACAACAAGCAAGUGAGGGCCCUGUAUCCCCUCUGCACUUCCUCCACACCUACUUGUCGUAUCACCGACUGAACCUCACUGUUCUACGGAAUGUCGCUCUCGUUGACACAUACCAGAAAAUUGUGUCCGGGGAAAUGCAGGUUGAAGAUGGUAAGAAGGCUCCCAAGUUGCAAGACCUGGUGCGCUUACAGGAGAUUAUUAUCCAGAAUUUGAAAGAGAUCACCCAUCUCUCAGGGUUGGAAGAUGACCUCCAGCUGAAGCAGAGCAUUGAGGGACAAGUGCUGGCAUAUAAAGCCCACAGAUGUUAUUUUGUGGCUGAGAGUUUCGUUAAGAUGGAGAAGUGGGCCGAGGCUCUUGUCUUAUAUGAGAGAACUUUAGCACACAUCAAAGCUGCAGACAAGAGCCAGAUGAAGAUGUCUAUGGUAAAAGGACUGGAGAAUUUGUCUGUAUUGGUAGAUAGCAAAAAGUUUACUGCCCAUGCACAGGCUAUUCUUGCAUCUGAAUCCUCAACUCCAAAUGUAUCUAAGCUGUCUACAAAGGGCAAGAAAUUGCUUGUCGACCGCCUGGAUGAAUACAUUGAAGACUCAAGUUUAACCUCGAACAGCCCAAAUGUAGCUCAAGUGCCAUCUCCAAUGACUUCUGUGCCGUGCAAGCCACUGUUCUUCGACCUCGCGCUAAACCACGUCGAUUUCCCUUCACUCGACGAUAAAACAGAGACGAAGAAGCAAGCGUCGGGAGCUGGAGUUGGCGGCGGCCUUACCGGCUUAGUUAAGGGUCUCUGGGGAGGCUGGGGUAGUAAAAAGUAGAAGUUUUUAUUGUAUAAUGAAAGAAUACAAAAUAUAUAUGAAAAUAUUGCUAGUAUUUUGUUAAUACUGCAACGAAUGCUUUGGAGUUAUUAGUACAGUAUAGUAAUUGCUUUGGGGAUGAAUGACAUGGCUGAUUAAGGAAUACUAAAAUUUGUUCUUGAUGUAGUUUAGUUAUAGAUUGGUUCUCCAUGAUGUGAAUGAUCUUGUUUUAUAAUGUGCCUUCUGCUGGAGUUUUUUAAUAAAAGUGGUCCUUGGCUAUGACUCCUACACUUCAUUCUUUCGUGGAAGUCAACACAAACUUGUUUCAUAUAAUAUGGAUAUACUGUAUAAAUGAGCAAUUAUGUAAUGUAUCCUAAGUGAAGUUUGCAUUUGAUAUCAAUACAUAAUAUUUUCUUUAUAUUUUUUCAGAGCUUCAUAAUGUUUUGAUUAUAAAAUGAAAAAGAUAAAUGGAAUAACUCCCUAAAAUAUUAUUUUGGUUUGUAUUGCAGAGCAAGGUCUGUUAUUGUACUUAUCAUUUCUGUGUUUUAGCAGUCUCUACGGCCCUCCAGCAUUUUGAAGCAUUUAUUGCAAAUUUUACUCUUCUUCAGCAAACAGUAUAAACUUUGUAAAGAUAGGAAAAUUUUCAUCUUGAUACACAGUACAGUAUUCAAUAUGUUGAACAAUUUUAAUAAAUUGUUGAUAAAGUCAGUGGACCCUUUUGAUAAAGAUACUUAGCA
Molecule: messenger RNA, 2503 nt
Organism: Homarus americanus (American lobster)
Lineage: Eukaryota; Metazoa; Arthropoda; Malacostraca; Decapoda; Nephropidae
Gene: Srp68
Product: signal recognition particle subunit SRP68-like
Biological process (GO): SRP-dependent cotranslational protein targeting to membrane
Cellular component (GO): signal recognition particle, endoplasmic reticulum targeting
Molecular function (GO): endoplasmic reticulum signal sequence receptor activity; 7S RNA binding; signal recognition particle binding
Source: RefSeq, a predicted model, not a curated record